AUGGGCCAUCACGGACGCUAUACUACUGAGAAGGUGACCUACCCGUCUCAUGGGGAAACCAUUAGCGGUAUCCUCUACAAGCCCAAGGGCGUUACCAAUCCACCUGGGAUCGUCGUCCUUGGUCCGUAUUCCUUUGUCAAGGAGCAAGCGCCUCUGCAAUAUGCCACUCGACUUGCGGACGAAGGUUACGCCGCUCUGAUCUUUGACCCACGCACCGUCGGAGAAAGCACCGGCCAGCCGCGACGUCUGGAAAAUCCCAAGAUGAAAAACGAAGAUGUCGUCUCAAGCAUUGACUACUUGGCCGGCAGAGGCGACGUGGAUGCCAAGAAACUAUUCCUUCUUGGCGUCUGUCAAGGUGGUCCUGAGUGUCUGGAUGUCGCGUCAUAUGAUGACCGCGUUGUCGCCGUCGCUUCCGUGACGGGAUACUAUCGCGAUCAUGAGACGGACAUCUGGAUGAUCUGCACUGGCUGUGUAAACAUUGAGCCCGGCGUCGACGUGGGAUCUUUGAAGAUGCCUACUCCCGAGCAAGGAGAGGCGCUCUACCAGGCACGUAUCCAGCGAGCUAAAGACGCCAAAACGCUGUAUGAAAAGACGGGAGAAGUCAUCUACCAGCCUCUCGUUGACCCCAAAGCCGCGGACCCAGAUGUUGGCUCACUCGCUGGCCUCCCGGGACCGGUUGCGUGGUCGUGGUACGGUCCUUGGACUUUGAAGGGCUUUGAGAACCGGUAUGCUGUUAUGAGUGAUUUGGACCAUUUUGGCUAUUCCACUGUGCCUGGGGUGGCCAAACUCGAUAAGCCGGCUCUAGUGAUCCAUGGAGAUAACUGUAUGAAUGCGCCUGCAGCAAAGCGACAUUUCGAGUCAAUCCCGACCAAGAACAAGAAGUUGAUUUGGGACAAUGAUGUGUCGCAUUUCCAGCACUACGAUCAGCCGGAUGUUGUGGAUCGUAACGUUGGCGAGAUUGCGGAUUGGUUUGAGCAGGCGAAGGCAUGA
Molecule: messenger RNA, 990 nt
Organism: Fusarium sp. VM40
Lineage: Eukaryota; Fungi; Ascomycota; Sordariomycetes; Hypocreales; Nectriaceae
Source: the annotation of a GenBank genome assembly